AUGCCUCAAAAAUCAUCUCAGCCUGCUCCCAAAGGAGCGCCGAAAGAGCCACCUAAACGGCGUGCUUCGGCUAGGUUGUCCACGUCCGACGUUAAAAGAAUCAAAUCCAAUUCCGCUGUGUCGGGCCCUAUGAGAUCCACAAGCCAGCGGAGUAAGUACUUUGAAUCUGAAAGCUCCGCUGAGCCAGGUGUUCAUAGCGACAGUGGGGAUUCCGCCUCCGCUUAUGGGCAAUCCUCAACGGACCAGGAUUCGGAUUCCGAACCAGAACCACAGGCAUCUUCCGAAGAGCCAGAGGAACAGAAGACUACUAGUAGCAGCAGACAAAGUGGGGCUAAUACUGGUAUUGGGAAGCCAAUGUCAGCUGCAAAUCCACUGAAGGGCGAAGAGGCCUGGCGUGAAGGUGUUCGCACGGGCUUAGAGCCCGGUGUAGAAGUUUUCAUCGAGAAGCCUAAGGCGCGAGAGGCUGGGAAUGUAACAUACCAGGACAAGACCUUGCAUCCCAACACCAAGCUGUUCCUUCUGGACUUAGCCGAUAACAACGAACGAGAGUGGCUCAAAGCGCAUGAUCCCGAUUUCCGCGCGGCAAAGAAGGAUUUUGAGACGUUCAUCGAUACCUUGACUCCGGAAGUUAUCCGCAAAGAUGACACUAUCCCUGAGCUUCCCUCGAAGGAUUUGAUAUUUCGCAUUCACAGGGAUGUUCGGUUCAGCAAGAAUCCUGUCCCAUACAAGAUUCAUUUCUCAGCUGCGUGGUCUCGCACGGGCAAAAAAGGCCCUUACGCUGCGUAUUAUGUCCACUUCCAACCUGGCUCGUGUUUUGUCGGUGGGUUUCUUGUCCAACGCCCCAGUUUCAAUAUCAAUUAUGUUCCACACUCUCCCAAUUCAUGCCCACUUGCUCAUCUUUCCACUUUGUGUAUAGGUUGUGGCCUAUGGAAUCCAGAGGCCGAUGCUCUCGCAGCACUUCGAGAAGAUAUCGACGAGAAUUCCGAUCAAUGGAAGGAGAUUCUCGGAGCUGAAGAUAUGCGCCGAGAAAUUCUAGGCGGAGUGGCAGAUGACCAAAAAAAGGUGGUAAAGGCAUUUGCCCACCAGAACCGGAAUUCUGCACUCAAGACGAAACCCAAGGGCUAUGAAAUUGACAACAAGAAUAUUGAAUUGCUACGCCUUCGCAGUUUCACGCUUGGAUGCAAUCUUCCAGAUGAGGAAAUCAUGGAAAAGGGAGCGCAGGACCGGAUCGCCACGCUUAUUGAAAUCAUGGAGCCCUUCGUGACGUAUCUCAACAGUGUUGUGAUGCCUGAUCCGUAG
Penicillium taxi is the source of this 1299-nucleotide messenger RNA. Its product is annotated as DUF2461 domain-containing protein. The transcript has 7 exons. The coding region runs from base 1 to 1299 and encodes 432 amino acids. NCBI's taxonomy places the organism in Eukaryota, Fungi, Ascomycota, Eurotiomycetes, Eurotiales, Aspergillaceae. The record is from RefSeq and is a predicted model, not a curated record.